Molecule: messenger RNA, 3949 nt
Organism: Magallana angulata
Lineage: Eukaryota; Metazoa; Mollusca; Bivalvia; Ostreida; Ostreidae
Product: LIM homeobox transcription factor 1-beta.1-like
Exons: 9
Coding region: 122-1153 (343 amino acids)
Biological process (GO): neuron differentiation; regulation of transcription by RNA polymerase II
Cellular component (GO): nucleus
Molecular function (GO): DNA-binding transcription factor activity, RNA polymerase II-specific; RNA polymerase II transcription regulatory region sequence-specific DNA binding
Source: RefSeq, a predicted model, not a curated record
AUUGACAGAUAUUUGUAAAAUGGCCUUCUUUUGUAAGAAUAUCCAAAUGCUCUAGCGAGGAAUCACGACCGUAUUUGGAAUAUUAACUGUCUGCUGAGGUUUCCAGUUCAACAGUGCUUCGAUGCCCAGCCAACAGCAUAAAGAGGUGUGUGCAUCCUGCCAGUACCCCAUUGAAGACCGCUUUCUCCUGCGGGUCAUGGACUUACCCUGGCACGAGCAAUGUGUCGUCUGCUCAGUGUGCCAAACCCAGCUCACCCGCACAUGUUUCCAUCGCAACAGACAGUUUUACUGCAAAAACGACUAUGACAAGUUGUUCCGACGAGCAUCUUGCAAUGGUUGCGGUAUGUUCGUCAUUCCAACAGAAUUUGUGAUGCGAGCAAAAGGUUAUGUGUACCACCAGCAAUGCUUCAACUGCAUCGAGUGCGGACAGCAGCUCCGCCAAGGUGACCAUUGUGCAAUAAAGGACGGACAACUCUUCUGUGGUAUCGACUUUGAGAAAGAAAUGAACAUGAUGGCACUAAGUCCAAGAAGCGAUGGGUCGGACAGUUACGAGGAUGGGGAGAGUGACUGUGGGAAGCACCCUAAGCGGCCCCGCACCAUUCUGACAACCAGUCAGCGACGCAAGUUCAAGUCAGCGUUCGAACUCAACCCAAAGCCGUGCAGAAAAGUACGCGAACAACUCGCCGCCGAAACAGGUCUUAGUGUUCGAGUUGUGCAGGUGUGGUUUCAAAAUCAGAGGGCAAAGGUAAAAAAAUUAGCACGUCGCCAAAAUCAAGAUGGUUGCGGAACAAAAUCAGGGGUACAAACUAAAGUCAAAAAUGAGGGAAAGGACUGCAAAUUUGAACGGGAGGAGGAUAUCGAUCAAGACUGUUUGCCAAAAGUGAGAGACGAUGAAUCACUGAGUUCUUUGAUAUCGGAGCCUCAAAAUAACAACAAUAUCGAGCAAAUAUCCCCACUUUCAUCGGGAGAUCAUGAGUCAUACCGAAGCCAACUCGACCUUGGACGUAAAGGACUUGAUGAUGGCUUGAGUUGCGUGGAUCCACUGUUUGUGAACGGUGGCCUCCCUCCUCAUUCACAUCUUGACAACUCGGGCCUGCCAAAUCCGAUCGAUAAGCUUUACUCAAUGCAGAACUCCUAUUUCAGUGUAGAAUGAAGCCAAGGCGGCAAUGGGAUCAUAAGAAAGACUUGUUCAUGCAAAUUAUAGUUCACCCAAAGCAUCUAUCAUGUUCGAUAAAGAACACCAGGUCUUAUCAAAAAUUAAAGCUUAUACAUGUUAAUCAAUAAUUUAUGAAUUUUCACAUUUCAUUCAAUGAUAUUUUAGCCAUUUCGUUUGGAUGCUGUUUUAUCUAGAAGUCACAAGGAAUUUAAAUUAGGUUGGUCUGAGACACCUGUCGAUAUUAAUGUGGAUAAAAGUAUAUUAUAAUUAGAAUACUUCACUGGUAAGAAUUUUGUCAAAUUUUAUAAAACUUGACCAAAAAAUAUUUCCAGCGGGAAUCGAACUCACGAUUAACACCUUUAUAGUUACCGCGCUAAUCCAUUUCAUCAAGCUGUUAGGUAACACUGUUGGGAGAAAUUAUACUUUUUAUUUCGAUAGGAAGUACGUCGCAAUAUUGAGGUGUCCCAUACCAACUUAGGUUGCAUCAUAUACUUCUUGAAUAUAAACACUGAUUUUACAAAGAAACUUUUAGAUACAACAAUUUGUUUGUUAUCAUACACAACGCUAAUUAUAUUAAUAUUUUCUUGUUUGAAUAUUGGACUGAAUACAUAUAUUAUGAUUCACAAAUAUCAAAGAAAUUGAACAUUUUUUACGACUUGCUUUAUUACAUCUCCGUUGGUUUUCAUAUACAUGUAUAAGCGUUCUUUUUAUAGUUAUUUCAAUUAAUAAUUAUGGUAAACAUGUCACUGAUUUGAUUUAGGCAACUUUCUUUUUCAAAGCAAAACACACGAAUUAUUUUUUUUUAUUAAUAGGUUUGCCUUGGUAUUCUUGUAUGAUUAACUUUUCUGUAAUUGUUUGUGCUCAUGCAAAAUUCUUGAAUUUUUUUCCAGAUUUAAGAGUCGGCAUUAUUAUAUGGUAGUUCCAAUCAGAUUAAAACAUAACAAAGAAUACAAAAUAAGUAAGAUGAAAGUGCUAACAAAUUAGAUGCAGCAUUCUCUGCAUUUUGCCCAUUACUUUGGACGGCGCCUUUGGGGGGGGGGGGUAUUCUUAUGGAUUUUUUUCUCUCAAUUUGGUUAAAUUUCUUUCAUAUAUUUAUAAAGAAGGGAUUCUAUUUUACACAAAUAAAAAAAUCCUUUUUUAGUGCUACAUUGUUAUGAGAAUUCGAUUAAUUUGAUGAUAGGGAUUAGACAAGGAGACUUCUUUAGGGUUUUGGUAUUUUUGUAAUGCCAGUGUUAGUGAUAUUUUGUUUCUAUGUGUAUUUAUUUUGUUUUUCUGUGAUAAUUAGUACCGUGUGUUACGUUUACAUUUUGUACGAAGUAUUGUUGUUAAUGAAGAAAAUUGGUCUGUUUUGAAUGAUAGAGAAUUGAAAUAUAAGAUAUAAUUUAAUACACCGUAAAGCUGUUUAUCAAAAAGCCGAAACUGUUCCAACCCAUUUUAUAUGAAUGUAGAAUCUGUAACUAUUGAUUUUAUUCUUACAAUAAAGAAUUGAAAUUGGAAACAGAUUUUUUUGGUUCAAAGUAACAGUUUUCUAAAAUAACAUACACUUGUUUGAAAGAUAAACAUUGUGAUCUGACUAUCUUUGGAGGUACAUGUAUAAUCUCCAGUAACUAUAUACAUUAAUCGGAAUGCUGUGGGAAGUGUUAUCAAUAUUGUUUGUUUUUAUAUCUGACUUGCACUUUUCCCUUUGGUUAUUUUUGUUUCUACCAAAUUAUCAUAAUUGAAUUGUUUUUUGAACUUGACCGAUACUUUUUUUUCAACUUUCAAGAGCAUUUUAUAAAAGUCGAAUUGAACCUUUCAAGGUGAAUCGGUAACAUAUUUACAGGUACUCGAUUCAAAGCUGAUUGAGAACAUCGAAAUUUCACAAAACCUUGUACAAUUGCCUCGUUAAGUUAUGAAUAAAUAAUGUGGUAUGAGCCGAGGAUCAACGGUCAGAGGUUAGAAUCCUACUGUCUAAAGUGUGUGGUGGUUCCAGUCCGUCUGUAACAGAACUAUAGUAUGAUUUAACUUUUGUAUUUUCAUAUGUUUCAUUUUAUAUUUUUAUUUUGUAUCGGUUGGCCGGUCAGAGAACGACACUAACUGUUUUACAUAUAUGUACCGUGUUACAAUUAUAGAGGACAAUAUCUUCACUAUGGGUGGUGAUAUACAGGGCAAUAUCUUCACUAUGGGUGGUGAUAUACAGGGCAAUAUCUACACUAUGGAUGGUGAUGACCCGACAAUUAUACAGGGCAAGCAAUAUCUACACUAUGGGUAGUGGUGACCCGGCGAAAUCAAUUGAGGAGGCCAUUGGGAAGCAAUUCUUCUUUUUUGUACAAAAUACCUCAUCUGUUCUAGAACAUAAUCUAUGAUAAUUAGAGGAGCGUCGAUAAGAUUAUGAUUUGCAUAUCCUGUAAAACCAGAACUCUUAAUUUGUUUUAAUCAUUAGUAAAUUAUUUGUAAAAGGGUUGUCAGUUUAACGUGUGCAAUAAUAUCUUGAAUUCGGUUUUGAAGCCAUUUUCAAUAAUUAAAAUGGCUCUGAAAUUAUGAGAGUGUCUGAAUCAUCUUUUUGAAUGUGGUGGGUGUUUUUAUGCAUUCAUGUAUAGAAAAUAUCCUUAAUACCUUUUGCCAAGCUUGAAGUAGAUUGGAGGCAGAAAAACGUUGUCUGGUUUCAUAUUGUCUUCAAUAUAUGUGAUGAAUAAUGGAAGAUGCAAAUUUUGAAUUGGAAUUUCUUUUGAUGAACUGAUUUGGUGUUCUAUGAUUUUGUUAUUUAUAUUUACAUAUACAUGUUGUAUACAAAAUAUUAAACGAUAAAAGAAU